AUGCCUACUCCCGAGCGCAAAUCUGGCUGGUCGCGUCGCGCCUUCGAGCCACCGCAGGAUCACCGCUCCCCCUUCCGCCGAGCCCAUCUCGAAUCUCGCGCCACCGAUCGAGUCGACGCGUCGCAUAUUCCAAGUCCUUCCAACGCCUCGACCGCUCGCCGUCGGAGAAAUUAUAGUCAAACCGGGACUUUGCGAGGAGCCUUUGAAGCCAUCUCUCGUUAUCCCACCAUGUCCGACAACGAGGACUUCUCGACCGACCCGUAUGCCCUGGGGACUCCCAAUCGGAGGCAACAGAGCUUCAACCCGGCCUCCCCGGACUCCAAUCCCCCGAACGAAUUAGCGGAGACGUACCGGCAGAUUGACGACGCGGGGAGUCUAAUUGACUUCGACGCGCCGGAGGACGAGGAUGUUUAUAUCCCGCGCACGCAGUUCCGCGGAUCCCGCAGCAGAGGCUCUUCUCUGGGUUCCACGAGACGAGACCAUGGCCUGUUCACUCAUACAGACGCGAACUACCUAGAGGACACGACGGAUAAUCCGUAUCGUCGAAAUUCCAGAGAUCCGGUGCGGGACGAGCAACGAUUGAGACGGGCGACCUCGAGCCGUUCGCCAGUCUUGAACAGAACCGGUACCGCCAAUGCUUUGACAUCGGAAAACCUACAACGACGGGAGGAAGAGGAGGCGCAUAUGUCGCAUAUGUCCGAAGAAGAUGAUGGGUUCAAACCCACACUGAACCUUCCCACAAACUGGGGCAGUCGGGGCACCCAUCGUCGAGACUGGUUGAGGGAUAUCACGCGACGCAAGGAGCCUGAGACGAAAGAAGCUGUCGAGGAGCCCGCUGCUACUUCCCCUCCGAAAUUCAAUCUUGACUUGGCCUCACGCAGCAGUCACCUCGAACAGACGAACAAUGUAAACCGAGCCACGACCGAUGAACGCCAGGAGAACCGAUAUAGCAGAGUCCCCCUUUCCGAUGCACAGAACAACCUAUCUACUGAAAACAGAGCUGAGAAGCUGACCGGCGGCGAUCAGAUUCCCAACACACCUAUCAUGGUCUACAAAAACUCCACCUUCACUAAGCGCAGUCCGACCAAACGAGACUCACAUGACCUGCUUCGCAAGCUCUCCAGAACCGAAAGCCCAAACCAACCCCAACGCCUGAGUGAGUUGCGGACGCCAGAGGGGCCCAAAAUGCCGGAGAAUCGCAUUUACGACAAGACGCCCGUCGUGACGGGCGCCUGGAUCGAUACUCCCGUGACCGAGCGGGCUGACCGUUUCCCGGACCAUCUCUCUAAAGAUAUCGUACCGUCGCAGGUUAAGAAAGAUCAACCCCCAAGUGCGCCCCAACAGCCACAGUCACAAGUCGCUGAGCAGACUGUUGGUUCCGGGUUACAGUCUCAGAAGGAACAGGAGCGUGAAACAGAACUGAGAAAGGAUCGAGAGAAAGCGGAGAGUGAGAGGAAAGAAAGGGAAAAGAAAGAGUCGGAUAUGAAGUCUCAGGAGGAAAGAAAAUCGGAGCAGAGGAAGGACGAUAAGAAGAAAGAAAACCAAACGGACAAGCCCAAAGACACCCAGAAGCCGCCAUUGAUCAAACCAGAUCUGCCCAAAAGUGCCCUCGAGACAGUCAUGCAAGACUUCAAAGCCGACAAAGAUCGCCUUGACGUUGGCGAUGACACCAUCGAAUCUCUGCAGCUGAUUCUGGACGAACAACCAAACGAGAUGAAAACCGAGGCCGAGGAGGACGCCGCAUACGAGAAGUCCGUGAUGGAAAAGCUUGAACUCGCAGGCUCCAAGGGCCGCGAUGUCGUCGACCUCGAUGGGCUCAACGAGAAAUUACGGGCUUUUUCGGAGAACAUCAACAGGGUUAAAACGGGACUGGCCGGCCUCGAAAAGCAGGUCGAUUUGAUUCCAACUUCGAAGAAGGACAUGAAAUCGGGGCGCAACCGUGCAAGUGACGGCUGCGAGACAUGCAGAACUCAUCACCACGACCACACGUCGAGUGCGAUUCCACUUCCACUUCUAUGGAAGCGCGAUGCCGUCACGCAACGAGUCCGUCCAACCGGCCUGGCUUGGUUCAUCGUUCUUCUGUUUGCCUGGUCUUACGCAGAAUCGACCAUGUGUGAUUACUAUUGCCAUCCGAUUGCUGCCAAUGUGUGCGAGGGAAAUUGCCUACUGCGCGAUGCACCUCAAUUUCCCUUUGUCCUUCCAACCAUGCUAUGGCGCUGGUCUCGCCUCUCUGGUGUCCUAGCCCCUGUCUGGGCUCUUUUACUUGCUUUAUUCAAACUCGCUGGGCAACUCAUGGGCUUCUGGGACGGGUAUGUGGACGAGGCUCCUCGUGCAUACAACCUGUCAGGCGAGAUCCGGAUCCGCGGCAGCCAAACGCGGGACUUCGCAGUCACUGCAACCCCUACGCGAGGGCUCUUUGGCUUCGGUGCCCCGAAGCAGCAGGAUGGCAUUCGUUACAACAGCAUCCCCGAGCCUGUUCCAGAGUCUGUUCCAGAACUUGAUCUCAAUCAGAAUCCCGCCGGAGCGAGCAACGACGAUGGAUCUAUGGACGACGACGAAUACAUCUAA
Molecule: messenger RNA, 2568 nt
Organism: Aspergillus steynii IBT 23096
Lineage: Eukaryota; Fungi; Ascomycota; Eurotiomycetes; Eurotiales; Aspergillaceae
Exons: 1
Coding region: 1-2568 (855 amino acids)
Source: RefSeq, a predicted model, not a curated record